Messenger RNA from Phodopus roborovskii (desert hamster), 3274 nucleotides. It is a transcript of the gene Mcm8, whose product is annotated as minichromosome maintenance 8 homologous recombination repair factor. The transcript has 23 exons. Lineage: Eukaryota; Metazoa; Chordata; Mammalia; Rodentia; Cricetidae. Gene Ontology annotation, biological process: double-strand break repair via homologous recombination; phospholipid biosynthetic process. Gene Ontology annotation, cellular component: MCM complex; membrane; nucleus. Gene Ontology annotation, molecular function: ATP hydrolysis activity; single-stranded DNA binding; ATP binding. The record is from RefSeq and is a predicted model, not a curated record. Bases 31 to 3042 code for a protein of 1003 amino acids.
UUUUAGGUGUGCUAUUGACUUUUAGAAGAUAUGAGUGGUGCAUAUAGAGGGAGAGGUUUUGGGCGGGGAAGAUUCCAAAGCUGGAAAAGAGGAAGAGGUGGUGGGAACUUCUCAGGAAGCUGGAGAGAAAGAGAGUACAGAGCUGACCAGAAUAGAGCCACAGGAAAGCACACUUCUGAACAGACAUCACAGCCUUUACUUCUGCAGUCGUCGUUGGAUCAGUUUAUACCAUAUAAGGGCUGGAAACUUUAUUUCUCUGAAGUUUACAGUAAUAGCUCUCCUUUUAUUGAGAAGAUUCAAGCAUUUGAGAAGUUUUUCACAAGGCACAUUGACUUUUAUGAUAAGGAUGAAAUAGAAAGAAAGGGAAGCAUUUUGGUGGAUUUUAAAGAACUGACAAAAGAUGAUGAAAUAACUAACUUGAUACCAGAUAUAGAAAAUGAACUAAGAGAUACCCCUGAGAAAACAUUGGCGUGCAUGGGUCUCGCAAUACAUCAGGUUUUAACCAAGGACCUUGAGCGGCAUGCAGCUGAAUUACAAGCUCAGGAAGGAUUGUCUAAUGAUGGAGAAACAAUGGUGAAUGUGCCACAUAUUUUUGCAAGAGUGUACAACUAUGAGCCCUUAACACACCUCAAGAACGUCCGAGCAAACUGCUACGGGAAGUACAUCUCUAUAAGAGGGACCGUGGUUCGUGUUGGUAACAUAAAGCCUCUUUGUACCAAGAUGGCUUUCCGUUGUGCUGCAUGUGGAGAGAUCCAGAGCUUCCCUCUGCCCGAUGGGAAGUACAGUCUUCCUACAAAGUGUCCUGUGCCUGCGUGUCGAGGGAAGUCGUUUGCUCCUUUGCGCAGCUCCCCCCUCACAGUUACAGUGGACUGGCAGCUGAUCAAAAUACAGGAACUGAUGUCUGAUGCACAGAGUGAUGCAGGGCGGAUCCCUCGAACAAUAGAGUGUGAACUUGCUCAUGAUCUUGUAGAUAGUUGCGUCCCAGGAGAUACAGUGACUAUUACUGGAGUUGUCAAAGUCUCCAACACUGAAGAAGGUUCUCGGAAUAAGAAUGAUAAGUGCAUGUUCCUUUUGUACGUUGAAGCAAAUUCUGUCAGCAACAGCAAAGGACAGAAAGCACAGACUGCAGAGGGUGUCUGUCAGCAUGGGACAUUGAUGGAGUUCUCACUUAAAGACCUGUAUGCCAUCCAAGAGAUUCAGGCUGAAGAGAACCUGCUGAAGCUCAUUGUCAACUCACUUUGUCCUGUCAUUUUUGGUCAUGAACUUGUUAAAGCAGGUUUGGUGUUAGCGCUCUUUGGCGGUAGCCAAAAGUACGCAGAUGACAAAAACAGGAUUCCCAUUCGAGGAGACCCACACAUCCUGAUUGUUGGAGAUCCAGGCUUGGGAAAGAGUCAGAUGCUGCAGGCAGCAUGCAAUGUGGCACCUCGUGGUGUGUAUGUCUGUGGAAAUACCACCACCAGCUCUGGACUCACAGUAACUCUUUCAAAAGACAGUUCCUCUGGAGAUUUUGCUUUGGAAGCUGGUGCCCUGGUACUUGGUGACCAAGGCAUUUGUGGAAUAGAUGAAUUUGAUAAAAUGGGGAACCAACAUCAAGCCUUGUUAGAAGCCAUGGAACAGCAGAGUAUUAGCCUUGCUAAAGCUGGUGUGGUCUGUAGCCUCCCUGCAAGAACUUCCAUCAUUGCUGCUGCAAAUCCAGUUGGAGGACACUACAAUAAAGCCAAAACAGUUUCUGAGAAUUUAAAGAUGGGGAGUGCCCUACUGUCCAGAUUCGAUUUGGUCUUUAUCUUGUUAGAUACGCCGAAUGAGCAGCAUGACCACUUACUUUCUGAACAUGUGAUUGCAAUAAGAGCUGGGAAGCAGAGAGCCCUUAGCAGUGCCACAGUAGCUCGUGGGCUCAGUCAAGAUUCAAAUACUUCUGUACUUGAAGUGGUUUCUGAGAAACCGCUGUCAGAAAGAUUGAAGGUGGCUCCUGGAGAGACAACAGAUCCAAUUCCACAUCAGCUGUUGCGGAAGUAUGUUGGUUAUGCACGGCAGUAUGUCCACCCAAGGCUAUCCACAGAAGCUGCUCAGGCUCUACAGGACUUCUACCUAGAGCUCCGCAAGCAGAGCCAGCGCAUGAGCAGCUCACCCAUCACUACCCGGCAGCUGGAAUCUUUGAUCCGUCUGACAGAGGCACGAGCAAGGUUAGAAUUGAGAGAGGAAGCAACUAAAGAAGAUGCUGAAGAUAUAAUUGAGAUUAUGAAACAUAGCAUGCUAGGAACUUACUCAGAUGAGUUUGGGAACCUGGAUUUUGAGCGAUCCCAGCACGGCUCUGGAAUGAGCAACAGGUCAACAGCAAAAAGAUUUAUUUCUGCUCUCAACAGCAUUGCUGAAAGAACUUAUAAUAAUAUAUUUCAAUUUCAUCAACUUCGUCAGAUUGCCAAAGAAGUAAACAUUCAGUAUGAAAAUCCAUGGACAAUCCCAAAUAUGUUGUCGAUGACGAGAAUUGGCUUGGCCCCAGUGUUGGGCUAUCUGAUUCUUGAAGAAGAUUUUAAUGUUGCGCUAGGUGUUUUUGCUUUAGCUGGGCUAACGGAUUUGUUGGAUGGAUUUAUUGCUCGAAACUGGGCCAAUCAAAAAUCAGCUUUGGGAAGUGCUCUUGAUCCACUUGCUGAUAAAGUUCUUAUCAGCAUCUUAUAUGUUAGCUUGACCUAUGCAGAUCUUAUUCCAGUCCCACUCACUUACAUGAUAAUUUCAAGAGAUGUAAUGUUGAUCGCUGCAGUGUUUUAUGUCAGAUACCGAACUCUGCCAACACCGCGAACACUAGCUAAGUACUUCAAUCCUUGCUAUGCUACUGCUAGGUUAAAACCCACAUUCAUCAGCAAGGUAAAUACAGCAGUCCAGUUAAUUUUGGUGGCAGCUUCUUUGGCAGCUCCAGUUUUCAACUAUGCUGACAGCAUUUAUCUUCAGAUACUAUGGUGUUGCACAGCCUUCACUACAGCUGCGUCAGCAUACAGUUAUUAUCACUAUGGUCGGAAAACUGUUCAGGUGAUAAAGGGCAAAUGAGAGUCACCCAGCUCCUGCAGCAAGGAAGCGGCUUGCAUCAUAGACAGCAGCGCCAGGGAAAGCUACAGAACUUUGCCCAUCUUGGUGUUCAGCUUGAGAAGGACUUGUCAGACAAACCAUGUCUUCAAACCGAAGUAAUGUACGUCGAAAAUAAGCUCUAUCAUGGGCCUAUGCAGAAUUUCCAGUGUAUUUUUAAAUACAAAUAAAACUAUAAUGUAGAAUUUUUAAUCUU